Molecule: messenger RNA, 970 nt
Organism: Penaeus chinensis
Lineage: Eukaryota; Metazoa; Arthropoda; Malacostraca; Decapoda; Penaeidae
Exons: 6
Coding region: 87-629 (180 amino acids)
Source: RefSeq, a predicted model, not a curated record
UAAAGGUAUCCUUUCCCCGCGUCCAGUUGAGAACCAGUCGCGGGACUUACAACUAGCAAACACCCGAAACAUCUUCAGCCUUCAAGAUGGUAUGGGAACCUUCAGCGUGUUGUGGGAUCGGCAGGAGGACAGCCGGUUACGUCAUAGCCUCCAUUACAGUCAUUUACUGUAUAUUUGACUUGGUUCUCUCCAUUUACUACUUGUCCAACGGGCACUUCAAUGAUAUGAUGGAUGCCCGCUGCAAUAAGCUGCCAGGUGAUGAGUACCAAACCAGAAAGUGUAUUGACGUAGCUCAUAAAACUUUUAAUGUACUAAUAUCAGUUCGAUUGGUGAUGGAGAUUCUUCAUAUAAUCUUUAGCUUCCUCCUCAUGCAUGGCAUCAGAAAGAAUAACCCACGUCUGAUGGUUCCCUACCUGGUGAUGAUGUUGAUUGCUAUCGUCUUGUUGACACUGUUUUCUGCAAUCAUGGUAGUGUUACUCCUGUUUUUGAGCGUCACGAUUGCUCUGGUAGUGGCUAUCGUCUUUGGAGGAAUUAUUUUCAUCAUGACUUACUUCAACCUCGUGGUUCGAGCCUACUACAAGGAGAUAAAUGAACCUUUAAAGAAUAACUUCAAGACACUGAAGGCUUAAAGGAAAAAACAGCUCAGAACGCGGAAUCCUGGACUACGUGGACGAGCAUCGCCAAGAAAAGGAUGUGAAACUUGAUUUUUAAGCUUGAUCUCAUAUUAAAUUUGGAGAUUCUCAUAUAUUUUGUAAAAAAAAUAGACUUAUCUGUAAAUCCAAAGAUAUACAAUUAUCUAUUAAUGAAUGAUUUUAUCCUUCAGUUCAAUUACUAGGAUAAUAUAUUUAAGAACCAUCUCAUCCCUACUAGUACUAUGCAUCUGUUACAUGGUUUAGCAAAUACUGCUGAAACGUUUGCUACUUGUCAUCAGUGUUUUGUCAAUAUUUAACAAAUAAACACGCCAAAUGCA